Messenger RNA from Salvia miltiorrhiza (redroot sage), 1331 nucleotides. Its product is annotated as NEDD8-specific protease 1. Gene Ontology annotation, biological process: proteolysis. Lineage: Eukaryota; Viridiplantae; Streptophyta; Magnoliopsida; Lamiales; Lamiaceae. The transcript is spliced from 2 exons. The record is from RefSeq and is a predicted model, not a curated record. The coding region runs from base 481 to 1155 and encodes 224 amino acids. Gene Ontology annotation, molecular function: cysteine-type peptidase activity; deNEDDylase activity.
GAAAUUAACCCCUUUUUUUCUUAUACCCACAUUAGUUUCUUUCAAUGAAAUUCAAAUUCUCAAGAGAAUAAACAACAUAAAACGUAAUCACGCCUAUUAAGAAAAUACAUAAAAACGCGUUCCUCAAAACCAUAUAACUGCUUACCAGAUCUUCAGCCACGGCAGUUUCUUUUCCACCACCACAGACACCAUGAGAAACAACAUUGAGCUGCGCUACUGAGAGAAAAAUGGCGCUCGCGACUCCUCAUCCUUGGCCGCGUCUAUUUUCCGUCGUCGAUUACUGAAUUCGCCUCCCGGAGAUACCUCGCUUCUCGUGACGGCGUGCCUUUCUCGCUGCUUCUUCCUCUUUCUCUCACCUAUUCCUUUUAUUUUGCUCAAUUAACUAGUUGUCUAUCGCGCUUUUCAGCACAGUUGCUCCAGAAGACUACAAAGUGAUCGAAAUUAUUGCUCUCCGCUUCCUGUGUGAAACAUCUCUUGAAAAUGGAGAAAGAAAAGCCCAAUGACAAAAUACUCAGCUACAACGAUGUUGUUCUGAGGCGAUCAGAUCUCGACAUUCUGAGUGGCCGGUAUUUUCUCAAUGAUCGCAUAAUUGAAUUCUACUUUAGCUACCUCACAUCCUGCUAUCCGUCUGAGGAUAUCCUCCUGGUGCCGCCUUCAAUUUCUUUCUGGAUCAAAGAGUGCCCCGACAGUGCCAGCCUCAAAGAUUUCGUGGAACCCCUUCAUCUGUCCACAAAAAAGCUGAUAAUAUUCCCAAUCAAUGACAACGAAGACGUGACUAGGGCAGAAGGCGGGAGUCACUGGAGCUUACUCGUGUUUGAGAGAGACACUAAUGCUUUUGUGCAUCACGACAGCAGCAAAUCAAGCUUCAAUACUGCAGACGCUAAGAGGGUGUACAAAGCUGUAGCUUCUUACACAUCAUCCCGUGCCACUUAUCUUGACUGCCCGAGUUCCCCAAAGCAGGUGAACGGAUAUGACUGUGGCCUGUACGUUACAGCCAUUUCAAGAUCAAUCUGCGAGUGGUACUUCAGCGAGGCACCAAAGGAUGUGGAGGAUCUGUGGUUUCCCACAAUCACAGAGCAGGUAACUCCGUCUCUCGUCUCCAACAUGCGACGUGAAAUCCUUGAACUUGUGCGGAGCCUUAUGGGUAUGCCGUAAAAUCUGUGUUUGCAUCUAUCUUUUGCAUCGUUUUUACUCUUUUCCGAUGGAUUAGCUGCCUUUAAAACCAUGGCAUUUAGCCCGCAUCACAACAUGACACUGUAAAAGUUUAGAAUCUCAUCACCACCUUUCGUGAUUUUGCAAUUGCAACACCUCUAAACUUUCAUCUGCCUAAA